Oppia nitens is the source of this 837-nucleotide messenger RNA. Its product is annotated as elongation of very long chain fatty acids protein 7-like. NCBI's taxonomy places the organism in Eukaryota, Metazoa, Arthropoda, Arachnida, Sarcoptiformes, Oppiidae. Bases 28 to 837 code for a protein of 269 amino acids. Gene Ontology annotation, molecular function: fatty acid elongase activity. The record is from RefSeq and is a predicted model, not a curated record. The transcript is spliced from 3 exons. Gene Ontology annotation, cellular component: endoplasmic reticulum membrane. Gene Ontology annotation, biological process: fatty acid elongation, saturated fatty acid; sphingolipid biosynthetic process; fatty acid elongation, monounsaturated fatty acid.
AUAUUAACUAAAAAAUUAACUAAUAAAAUGAAUAUUACAGAAACAAUGGAAACAAACAAAAUUAAUAUACUGUCCACAGAUCCACGUGCCGACUACUAUAUACUAUGUAAUAGACCGGAACUAUUACUGUCAAUCAUAUCAGUCUAUCUGAUAAUAGUCACCCAAAUAGGUCCCCGAUUAAUGAAACCUAGAAAACCGUAUGAAUUGACCGAAAUACUGGUCGUACACAACGGUCUACUGGUGCUAAUCAAUGGCUAUUUUGUAUGGUUGGCCUUAAAUUGGCUAGAGUUUGGCCAGAAAUCAUUGCGGCCGUACGUACCCUUGGAUGACCAUCAACUAGUAUGGACUGACCGGAGCCGCGAAAUAUUUCACCAGAAAAUCCUAUAUUUUUAUACAAAACUUUUGGAUUUAUUGGAUACAGUUUUCUUUGUUUUGAGGAAAAAGUCACAACAGAUAACAUUACUACAUGUUUAUCAUCAUAUUUCAGCGCCAAUAUUUGUCUGGAUGUCAACCGUCUGGUGUCCUCAAGAGGUUAUACUGGAAGUGUUUUGCCUAAUAAACAGUUUAGUUCAUACAGUCAUGUAUUUCUAUUAUUUGUUGGCCGCGUUUGGACCGGUAGUCCAAUCGUCUAUCCGAUACUGGAAACACCAUUUAACACAAUUACAGUUAAUACAGUUUAUCAUACUAUUAGCCUAUGAUAUCUAUUGUCUAUUCAGUGAAGGUCUGGCCAAUUAUCCCCAGACAUACAAAUGGUUUGGUACUCAACAGCCGAUUAUAUUUUUGAUUAUGUUUUCACACUUUUAUAUCAAAUCGUAUACUAAAUCUAAAUCAAAUUAA